AGAGACUUGCUUUAUUACCAUGGCUGCUUCAAACGUCUUUUCAGCCCUCUUUCAUACCCCUUUAUCGCGGUAUGGAAGCGGGGCAUGGAAAGUGUCGGCACAGUCGCAGCUAUCAGUCAACUGAUUAUCUACAGCGGCUCUGCAGUCCAGGUCAUCGCCAAGCUUUAUGAAGCGGUUCGAGAGGGCCCAGCCGCCGUCCGAGAAUACGAGUCGAAUAUAAGCCACCUGCUUAACAUCAUCGAACGAAUCCAAGCGGAAGAACCAGCUGCACAGCAGCAGUACCGGCAGCCCGAGCACAUUGCAGCGCUAAUACUUGAGCUUACCGAAAUCGCCCAGUCAGCCCUAUCGUAUAUCUCGCGUACCCAAAAACAAGGUUUCCUUGGAAUCCGCUGGGGGUCAAUCGGGGUCAGUCCUGCGCUGUCCAAAACCUUUAAGACGUUGCGGGUGAAGACCGGAAUCCUACAUCUGGCUCUUUCUCAAGAGAUGCUCGCAAACUCCAAUCGAACCCAGAGCGAAAUCAUUCAUACAAUACAAGAGAAGACAAUGGCAGCCCGAAACUUCGUAAACGGUUCCGGCCGUAGCGGUACUUGCAGGCGGCAGAUCAGGCUCACCUUUGGAGAAGUAGCGCAGUCAUCGAGGGCAGUGGUCGGCACUGGAUGGGGCCAGAAUGGUUCGGAAGAUGCCGACGUGACAGUAAAUGGGCCCAUUAUUGGUGAGGGAGCGAAGGUCAUAGCUUUCACGGCGGAGCAGGCGGACUCAGAGGCUGUUCGAAUAAUGAUGAGAGGCGAAGCCACGGUGAGGGAGAACCACAGCCGGAGUGAAACUCAGUCAAUGCACUCGACGGCCCGCGAGGAGAUCACCGAAAGCGAAACGCAGUCGCCGUAUUUUACAAUCAGAGUUGACGACACCCAAAGCGGAGAACAACCAACAGAUUCAGACGCACGAGAGGGCGACGACCGGAACGAAACGCAAUUCGCUUCUAUUACGGCUAGUGGUGAUGAUAGCGAAGUCGGGGCACAACUGGAAAAUGUAGCCAUACGGGAGGACAAUGGCUGGAACGAACAGAGCCGAGAGCGAGCUGGCGGAAGAGGGAAACAAGGUCAACUUGUUAUGGAGCGUAGUGAGAGGACGGAAACACUGGAAAUCUAUCAGAGAUAUAAUCAAGAGGAUGGAGCUUGAAAUGUUCGGUAAUCUUCUCAAAGGAGAAUGCUGAAUACGCUAGGGAAAUUUGCUCAUGGGCGGCGUUUCAUCUUCUCGAUGCCUGUAUUACUCUUUUUCCUGGGUUCGCUCAUUGCGGGGCACUGGUAAUUUCUCGGGGUAUACUGCUAUCCGAUUGAACAAGACGGAAGGCACUGGUUAGAAAUUGGAGCGUUUACAGGGAAGAUCAUGUGCGUGCGUUGAAGGCCAAAGGCUGGGUAAAACUUUCGUGGGUCCGGAACGAUGAGGGCUCAAUAAUUUGCGUUAGUAACGCACAAGGUGACUAUGUAGUAAUUUUACGGGGUUGUUAAAUU
Molecule: messenger RNA, 1511 nt
Organism: Trematosphaeria pertusa
Lineage: Eukaryota; Fungi; Ascomycota; Dothideomycetes; Pleosporales; Trematosphaeriaceae
Exons: 2
Coding region: 85-1179 (364 amino acids)
Source: RefSeq, a predicted model, not a curated record